AUGCACCUCCUCAUCUCCCUCUUCCUCGCCCUCGCCCCACUCCCUCUCCACAUCCCCUUCACCUACGCCACAACCCUAACCCUCCAACUCGGCGGGCAAACCACAUCCCUCUCCAGUGGCAUCUCAACCCAUGAUUUCAACCAGACCUCACUGGGACUUUCCGACGCCGGCGCCGCUACAUAUCCCAUCACGACAUGCGGCUGUACGUCUUUGGAGGAUAAACAGAGCAUGUGUGCGCACAUUGUGUAUGACGGGGCUCCAGUGCAGUUUUAUUCGAGUACGGAUUGUUCAGGGCCGAUGAAUUGGGAAUUUGAUGGGACUAGUUUGGAGGGUGGAGUGGGUGAAGCUUGGACGUGUGGUUUUGGGACUUGGAGUAGUGGGAGUCUGGGGGUGGGGUGUCCAUAG
Messenger RNA from Cadophora gregata, 405 nucleotides. RefSeq lists its product as uncharacterized. The transcript has a single exon. The record is from RefSeq and is a predicted model, not a curated record. Lineage: Eukaryota; Fungi; Ascomycota; Leotiomycetes; Helotiales; Ploettnerulaceae. The coding region runs from base 1 to 405 and encodes 134 amino acids.